CUAUGGGGAGGCGCCUUACAGCGCGGGGACCGGGGAAAGGAAGUGCCUGGCGGCCUCCGUCGCGGCCGCUGGUCCCUUCGCCCUCCUCCGCCGCCCGGUAUGCGUUGAGUUGCUUCCCCGCCUGCCUGCGGCGCGCCCGCCGCCCCUCCGAGGUGUGAAUGACAGAGGAGGUGCCCCCGACUGCACUUACAGAUGUAAACCUGCGUCUUCUCUGCCACGAUGACAUAGACACAGUGAAACAGCUCUGUGGUGACUGGUUCCCAAUAGAGUACCCUGACUCAUGGUACCGAGAUAUCACUUCCAACAAGAAGUUCUUUUCCCUCGCAGCCACAUACAGAGGCUCCAUCGUGGGAAUGAUAGUGGCAGAGAUCAAGAGCAGAACAAAGGUGCAUAAAGAGGAUGGAGACAUCUUAGCUUCCAAUUUUCCUGUGGACACUCAAGUUGCUUACAUCCUAAGUCUUGGAGUGGUGAAGGAGUUCAGAAAACAUGGAAUAGGUUCACUCUUGCUUGAAAGUUUAAAAGACCAUAUAUCAACGACUGCCCAAGAUCACUGCAAAGCCAUCUACCUGCACGUCCUCACCACUAACAACACAGCAAUAAACUUCUAUGAAAACAGAGACUUUAAACAGCACCACUAUCUUCCCUAUUAUUAUUCCAUCAGAGGGGUCCUCAAAGAUGGCUUUACCUAUGUCCUGUACAUCAACGGCGGACAUCCACCCUGGACAAUCUUUGACUACCUACAGCAUAUUGGAUCAACGCUAGCCAGUCUGAGCCCGUGUUCAAUUCCCCAGAGGAUAUAUCGACAAGCCCAGAGCCUCCUCUGCAGCCUUCUGCCCUGGUCUGGCAUUUCUGCCAAGAGCGGCAUUGAAUAUAGUCGAACAAUGUGACUGGAUCGGAAGAUGUACAAAAAGCAAAGGAUUGUUCUUCCUUUCAUCUUCUGAACCAUCCAGCUCUGCACUGAUUCCAGUGAUGACGGCUCUUGGUCAGUGACCCAGCCCAUGGACGGGACUCCUUGUUCCACAGGUUGACCAAGAUUUGGCAGACUUCACACUUGAUGGGCUGCAAUCCCGACUUACCCCCAUCGCCCGGAGCCUGCAAGCGCUGCCUGGGCAGGCCUGGCUGUUGUGCAAGGCAUCUGGCUGUGCCAUAGCUGAGGGCCCUUUGCAUCACUGGUCUGUGUGCAUGUUGAACUGUCCCCGCCACUUCCCUUGCCUCUGGUUUGCUCCUAUCCAUAUAUGUGAUGUGGAGGGGUUUGGUUGUUGCUGCCAUGGCUACUGAAAGCAGCGUGAAUGAGGUUAACGACUCUGCACUGACCAACUGUGUAAAUGAGCCAUAAGCACCCUGGCAGGCCACUGCUGGCAGAAUAUACAGUCGUGCCCUUGUUGCCAGGGAAGGGGGAGCUGGGUGAGGGGAAGUGGGGAGCGAGGAUCGUGUCUGGGUCCUGCCAUGUUGUCUGCUGCUGCUGGUGCUUCCUUCAGGUAACUUCCAGGGCAGGUAACUGCCUCACAUGAGAAACUACCCAGCUCCACCAGCCCUUUGGAGUGACUUAAAAAGAAGUAUUUAAUUCAGGAUGUGUCAAGUAGAAGGCAGGGAAUGAAACUGCUAUUUCAUAGUGAAAUAUAUGUAUUAUGCUGUAUAGAUCUUUCUGCCUUUGUCCAAGUUGGAACGUAGCACAGGAGGGGAGCUGGGAGUGUAGAGCUGCUGCUGCAGCCAGAGCCCUGCAGGGUCUGGUCCAGGGCCCUUCUCCUCCCCCGCAUGCACCCUCCCGUGGCACUGGGGCUGGACUCUUGCAGGAUCUUUAUGGAUGAGCUCUGUGCGCAGAUCAUAACAGCUUUUUCUUGCGGAAGAAAAGCGCCCCCAGCUGCUCACUGGAGUGUCUUGGGCAUCACCACAGGGUCAUGCUGGUGGACAGUCUCCUUGCAGCUGUCCAGGAGCCCCCUGUCCUGGCUGCAGGACCCCUGGGGCUGUGUCUCAGCUCAGCAGAAGUUAACGUCCAGCCUGUGGAGAGGCCCUGGUGUGCCACGGCCAGGCCAGGUGCCCUUCCUGCACCUUGGAGCAAGGUUGGGAGAGCUCUUUGCUUUUAAGGUGGGAAUCUACAGCUCACCCAGCCUGGGUGUCAGCAGUGCAGUAUCCCGGAGCACUGCCUGUGUCCUAACACGAAUCCCCCUUCCCUGGCCAAGGCUCUUCCCCUGCUCAGCACCACAUUCCUUGUUGCCCGCUCAUUCUGAGAUGGCUACUUGAUUAGAGGAGGUCUAAGCCACAGCUGGUGCAUCGCCCAUACGUGCAGGCAGUGCCAGCUCUCGCAGCGCUGUGUGGGUGAGACACAAUACAGGGCAGGCUUAGCCUUAGAAGAGAAAGCAAGCAUGUUAAGAUCUUGCAGCCUGGAUGAUCAGACAGUCAUUUCAAUGUCUGUAAGUCCCAGAGGUGGGAGUUAAUUAAAGGUGCAGAAGGAUAGCUUGCUGGGUGUGGUACCAUGCUGCUACCUGAGCAGGGUGGCUGGGACUAGCGUCCUUGCUGUGCCCUCAGCUGCCACGGGGCUGGCAGCGUGUGCUGCUCAGCUCACAGGGGGUUGCAGCACAGACAGCCCCGGUGAGCACAGCUUCCCCUGUGGCCCAGACUGCAGGAAGCAGCUUGAUCCAGCCCCAGGGGGUGGCACAGGGUGUGCGUUGGAGCAGCAGGAGGCUGUUCUGCUGGGAGGGGCUGGUCCCUCUUCUGGGGCUCAAAGAGGUCUGGUGCAAUGACUGACACAAGGAAAAAAGGUCUUGCCAGGAGGCUAGUCAAGCUGUUGGAGAGGCUUUCAAGCCCCCAGAAAACAGCCAGGGCUCACCUCAGUGUUGGCCUUGCUCUGAGGCUGCUGGAGCUGAGCACUCCAGAGGCUCCUUCCAGCCUAUAUGUCACUGGUUCCCCUUCAGUUUAGAAGCACAAGUGGCUCUGGGCAGUCAGCUAUGCUGGGUGCAAAGUUGUGGCCGCUGCCUUUGAGUGCAGCAGGCUGAGUAAGACUCAAGGGAUGCAGUUUUGUGGCAGAUGAUGUGCAACGGGGCUGGAAGCUGCAGGCUGAGCUGGGGCUGGUGCUUGCAGCUGUGGCCAAAGUGCCUCUCUUGGUGUUUUAGCUGGGCCAUGGGGUGGAAGAGGUGCUCUGCCACCUGCAGCUGGGGCACUGAGGUAGCAUGGUGGGGUCAAAGCCUACUGCCACCAAAGUGCCCCACUGCAGGGCUGCAUGCUCCUGUCUCUGAGCUUGCAGAAGACAUGGGCAGGGCUGUGUAGCCCACAGCUCAGCUGAACUGCUCAUGGCACCACAGCCUAUGCAUGUGUGUGGGCUCCCUGUGUGUCCCCCUCCUGUGCUGUGGAAUCAGCUGGGUCCUUUGGCUGGGCUCCAGCUGCUACCGCCUCACUGGGGUGCUCAGCAGCCUGGCAUAGCCAGCUCACUGCUGAGUGGCUGUGCCUGUAGUACUGCCCAUGGGGAGCAGAUGUUGCCUUGGCUUUGCCAAGGCACUGGCAGGGAGGCUUUGGCCGUCCCCAUUGAUCCCCUUGCAGCCCAGCUGGCCCCUGCUGGCAGGGAAGGCAGCAGUAGGAACUGCUGCUGUCCCUCCUGGCUGCAGCGCUUUCCCAGAAGAGACCUGCAGCACCCCUCCAGCCUCAUUUAUGUUACUGCUUUUUUGUUUGGGUUUUUUCCUUUUGCUUAGCCACUUUUUACUUAAACACAUCUAUUGGCUUAUAUGAGUUUCUCUAGCCACUCAAGCCCAUUUUUUCUCAUGACUUGCUUUCUCUGGAUGAGACUGCAUCUCUCUCUCUCCCCUGACUGCCCAGGACUGAGGUCCCACCAUCUAUCCUGCCCAUUACACAACCCACCUCCACAGCUGCUGCACUUGACUAUGUCCUGCAGAGAGCUGUGAGUGGUCUGUGUGCCCCCCUACCAACCUGUCCUCUGAGGCAUUGGCCACCUUGCAGCCUGUUAUUUAUUGAAGAGCAUUGUGCUGCCACCAUCAGCCUCUCUGAAUGUCUUCAAUUAAACCAAACCUCUUUUCUGA
Messenger RNA from Phalacrocorax carbo (great cormorant), 4028 nucleotides. NCBI's taxonomy places the organism in Eukaryota, Metazoa, Chordata, Aves, Suliformes, Phalacrocoracidae. The record is from RefSeq and is a predicted model, not a curated record.